Messenger RNA from Stylonychia lemnae, 1980 nucleotides. Lineage: Eukaryota; Ciliophora; Spirotrichea; Sporadotrichida; Oxytrichidae. The record is from the annotation of a GenBank genome assembly.
AUGAAUCAAGACACUCCUGCUUUGCUAUCUUCUCUAUUCACCUUAAUUGCUCAGGAAGAGAAAAAAAUUGAAACUCAUAGAUCUGAUAUGGCUUUAGAUUAUUAAUUCGAUCCAAUUAAGGCAUUUUAAGCUCUUGAUAUAGACAAUGACUCAGUUAUCACAGCCAAUGAAAUCGUUGCUUUCUUGAAAUAGUCUUUCAUCAGAGUCUCAAUUGCUGACGCUGAAUUGGUUAUUAAGGAAUAUGAUGCCAAUAUGGAUGAAAAUUUAGACUUUGAUGAGUUUAUCAAGCUAGUUUUGCCUACAACCAAUAAAAUUCAGCAUGAUCUAGCAAUUUAAAGAGCAAGCAAUAAUUACAAUCAAGAAUAGCCCUUAUCUCCAAGAAUUAUUAAAGUCAUUUCUGAGCAUUUAGAGUUAGAAAUCAAUUUCCAAAAGAAGCGUAACGAGAUUAAGCGUCAAUUAUUGCAGAGGGAGGACUUUAUCAAGCAAGAAUUCUUCAAAUACAUGUCAAACAAUCAAAACUGCAUCAGUGUUAGAGACCUACAUGAGUUUAUUAAAACCUUUGGGAAAACUAAUCUUAGAAAUGAAGAGCUAGAGGCUAUAUUGAGAAGAUGCGAUCAUAAUGCUGAUUAGAUGAUUGGCUAUGAAGAAUUCUGUGAUUUAGUUUCCAGUAAUGAGAACAAUGCAUAAUCGUGUGAAGAGUUAGAGGAGCAAAAUUACAGAACAUAGACUAAAGAGCUAAGAAGGGAUAUUACAGACUCACCUAUAAGAAAAUCACCAAGUAAAAACGAUAUUUAUGAAAAAUCUCUUGACGAAACCCUUGAAUAAUAUCAAUCACCUCUUGAUAAAAAAGUAUUGAGAAAGAACUAACAAUAAAACAAAAGCAGCAGCUUAAAUAGAGUUCUUGAUUACAACCAAGAUAAUGUCCAAAUAUUGAAUGGAAAGCAAGAUGAUGAAGAGGAGCAAUAAUAGGAAGAUGAAGUAUAAUAAAAACCAGUUUAAUUCAAAUUCUUAAGUCUGCUUAAGAAUCAAAUCAAGCUUGACAAGGAGGUUGAAAUAUAGAAGGAGAUCCUAUUCUCGAACGUGCACUAUAAUUCUCUAGAUGCCUUCAAAUUGCUUGAUAAGGAGUCAAAGGGAUUUAUUUCAACUGAUGAUAUGAUUAAUCUCUUUGAAGGUCAACUUAAUGCUAGUUCAAUUGAAAAGCUGAUUUACAAGCACGACAAAGAUCAAGAUGGCAUGCUAAACUUCCAUGAGUUCCAAAAAGUAGUAGCUCCUAAAAAUGAAGCCUAUGUUAUUAGUCACAGAUAAGAAAACAGCCAAUUUUAAUAGCAAUCUACACUUCUUCACUAGAGCAGCUAAUAUGUGAGUUAGUAGAAGCAUGUAAAUCAAGAAUAGCUACACAAUGAAUGGAAGGAAGAUUUGAAGGAGGUGCUAAUGACUGCCUCAAGAGCUGAGGAGAUUCUGAUUGAAAUCAGAGAUUCACUUGAUAUUGAUGGCAAUGAAGUGUUCAAUAUGAUAGAUAAGCUAGAUAUUGGCUACAUCACUUUAAGAACUUUCCAAAACUGGCUGAAAGACGCUCUCGGCUUCAACUUAAAUGAUCUCGAGAACAAAAUCAUUCUUUCAAGAUAUGACAAGGAUCAAGACUACAGAAUCUGCCGAAAUGAAUUCCUAGAUGAAGUGAACCUGGUCAAUCAACCUCAAAUAGAUCAAGCAGAUGACGAUCAAUAAUAAGCAUAGAUGGAGGGAGAGCAAGACCUAGAUAACGAGGAUCAACAAGACGAUACUUAGCUACAAGAGUAUAAGAACUACCAUAAUCAAGAUAUGAGAAAUAACAACCAAUAUAAUCAAAACAUGAAUAAUUAGAAACAGAUGAUUAACUAGGCUCAUUACUAGUAAAUGGAUGAUAUUGAGGAUGAAGGAGACUACGAAGAUGACUUUGAAGAUGAAGAGCAACUGGAAUACCUCUAAAAUCAGCAAAGAUGA